AUGUCCGUCUUUGGAAACAAGCGCUUCACUCCCUCCGCCGAAGCCCACGCCUUCGGCUCCCGCUACCGUGCCCAGCUCUCCAAGCAUCCCUUCCUCCUCUUCGGCCUGCCCUUCCUCGCCGUCAUGGUUGCCGGAUCAUUCGUCUUGACGCCGGCCACCGCCAUCCGCUACGAGAAGUACGACCGGAAAGUGCGCCAAGUGACAAAAGAGGAAGAGCUGGGCCUGCGCAGGAACGCGAGGAGAGUGAACAUGAAGGACGAGUAUUACCGUCUUGCGGCCAAGGACUUGGACAAUUGGGAACAGAAGCGGGUUAAGAGACUCCCUGGCGAACAUGACGGCAUUAUCGAGUAA
Messenger RNA from Sodiomyces alkalinus F11, 351 nucleotides. RefSeq names its product cytochrome c oxidase assembly protein COX16. The transcript is spliced from 2 exons. The coding region runs from base 1 to 351 and encodes 116 amino acids. Lineage: Eukaryota; Fungi; Ascomycota; Sordariomycetes; Glomerellales; Plectosphaerellaceae. Gene Ontology annotation, biological process: mitochondrial respiratory chain complex IV assembly. The record is from RefSeq and is a predicted model, not a curated record. Gene Ontology annotation, cellular component: mitochondrial inner membrane.